Molecule: messenger RNA, 526 nt
Organism: Merops nubicus (carmine bee-eater)
Lineage: Eukaryota; Metazoa; Chordata; Aves; Coraciiformes; Meropidae
Product: FYVE, RhoGEF and PH domain-containing protein 2-like
Exons: 4
Biological process (GO): filopodium assembly; cytoskeleton organization
Cellular component (GO): cytoplasm
Molecular function (GO): guanyl-nucleotide exchange factor activity
Source: RefSeq, a predicted model, not a curated record
GAACCUGAGGACAAGAAAAUCGCCCUGGAGCUGCUGGAGACAGAGCAGGCUUAUGUCAGCCGCCUCCACCUCCUCGACCAGAUAUUCUAUACGGAGCUGAUGAAAGAAGCCAGACAUGGGAAGACAGUCCCAGAGGAGGUGGUGAAAAUGAUCUUCUCCAACAUCUCUUCCAUCUACCAGUUCCAUGCCAAGUUCUUCCUGCCGGAGCUGCAGGGGCGCAUGCAGGACUGGGGCCGCCACCCACGCAUCGGGGACAUCAUCCAGAAGCUGGCACCCUUCCUGAAGAUGUAUGGGGAGUACCUCAGGAACUUCAACAGGGCCCUGGAGCUCCUCACGCUCUGGUCCGAGAAGUCGCCGCCUUUCCAGGAGCUCAUUGCUGACAUCCAGAAGAGGAAGGUCUGUGCUAACCUGACGCUGCAGCACCACAUGCUGGAGCCCGUGCAGAGGAUCCCCCGCUACGAGCUCCUCCUGAAGGAUUACGUCCAGAAGCUGCCCCCCAGCUCCCCAGACAGGGGGGAUGCAGAGA